CAGUAUUCAUUAGAUUUCUGAAAUUUUUAUUUUUGAUACUAUAAACUCAGCUUUCGCUUGUGUUUUUGUUUGGUUUGAUUGGUUCAUACAAUACAAUGCCUUGGUGGGAUUUUUCUUCACUUUCUUCUGUUCGAAAUUUGAGAGUAAUGUUUAAGGUCUGUGGGGUUUUUGUUUUCAGAGUUUUAUACGUUAAACUAGUGUUAGAAUUCGUCUCAUGCGUGUGACCGUUUUGUUCAGAACUUCCAGGUGUAAGGGGAAACAGAGAAAUGGGUUUCAGUUUUAGACUAAGAAAUGAGUAUUUAAAGGCUUUUGUUUCGAGCCAAACAUUUUGAUUUGCAGCUCAUAGUUUUGUGAAGGAUUUAUGUAUGCCAAUGCAGAAUUCUUUUCAUAGAACUUCAUAUUUUAGAGCCAUUGUGAAUUAUAAUAGAUUUAUGUGAGUAAUUAUUAUCAGAAGGAUAACUCAAGUUGGAGGCUGCAUAUAUCUGCAAAUAGAAAUCAUUCGUUUACGGACAUUGGUUUUCCUCUCAUAGAUCAUCGGAACUCAGAGUGCAGAACGAUGGAGGCCCAGAAUGUUUCUCAUACUGUCAAGUCUCAUGGAGUUAGAGUUGCAAGGACACACAUGCAUGAUUGGCUGAUACUUUUGCUUCUUGUGGUUAUAAUUGCCAUACUCGCACUCAUGCAACCAUUUUACCGGUUUGUUGGCAAGGAUAUGAUGACUGAUCUUAGAUACCCCUUGAAAAGUAAUACAGUACCCUUUUGGACUGUUCCAUUGUAUGCAGGUUUCUUGCCUUUGGUGAUAUUCCUCUUUGUCUAUUGUUAUAGGAAUGAUGUAUAUGAUCUUCAUCAUGCGAUUCUAGGCCUCUUGUACUCUCUUUUAGUGACACAGGUUAUUACAGAGUCAAUUAAACUUGCAGUUGGUCGGCCCAGACCAGAUUUUUUCUGGCGUUGUUUUCCUGAUGGAAAGGAUGAAUAUGAUAAAUGGGGAAAUGUCAUAUGUCAUGGUGAUAAACAUGUGGUAAAUGAAGGGCAUAAGAGCUUUCCUAGUGGGCACACUUCAAUCUCUUUUGCCGGAAUGGUGUUCCUAUCACUGUAUUUAUCUGGAAAAAUAAGAGUGUUUGACCGCAAAGGCCAUAUUGCAAAAAUUUGUGUUGUCAUUCUCCCUCUACUUGUUGCUGCUUUAGUUGGCAUUUCUCGAGUUGAUGACUACUGGCACCACUGGCAGGAUGUCUUUGCAGGAGGUCUACUAGGGCUCACUGUGGCUACAAUUUGCUAUUUGCAGUUCUUCCCGGCACCUUACCAUGCUGAAGGUUGGGGACCUUAUGCAUACUUUCACGUGUUGUCGGAGCUAAAUGCAAGAACACAAGAAGCCAGUGCCGCAAAUUCACACUCUGUACCUACCCUCCCUGCACCUACCAUGGGUUCUCAGGCUUUGAAUGAACAAGAUGAAAGAACCAGUACCAGAAUUACUGGGUUACCCUCAGCAUUUAAUUCUGGUUCAUCAGAUAUAGAAACUGGUAGGAGAUAAAAUGUGAAUAUAUAUAUAUAUAUUCCACUUUCUGCCCCAUUGCAAAUUUGGAUUCUGCAGGAUAUAGCUUGUUUACAGAACUUUAAAGUUUUGUUCUUGGUUGGUAGAGUAGAAUUAUGCACCUACAACGCGUACAAAGUUCAGUAUAAACAAUGAUAUAUUAUCGUGUAAUUGAAUAUUAUUUUGUCUCUAAUUUAAAAUCACUAAAUUGUAUAAUAAUAUGUUAUUGUUUGUAUUCA
Molecule: messenger RNA, 1764 nt
Organism: Mangifera indica (mango)
Lineage: Eukaryota; Viridiplantae; Streptophyta; Magnoliopsida; Sapindales; Anacardiaceae
Product: lipid phosphate phosphatase 2-like
Exons: 9
Coding region: 557-1525 (322 amino acids)
Biological process (GO): phospholipid metabolic process
Molecular function (GO): phosphatidate phosphatase activity
Source: RefSeq, a predicted model, not a curated record